This is a messenger RNA of Lycium barbarum (goji berry), 6078 nucleotides long. RefSeq lists its product as uncharacterized. Gene Ontology annotation, biological process: chromatin remodeling. The coding region runs from base 1206 to 2144 and encodes 312 amino acids. Lineage: Eukaryota; Viridiplantae; Streptophyta; Magnoliopsida; Solanales; Solanaceae. Gene Ontology annotation, molecular function: catalytic activity. The transcript has 2 exons. Gene Ontology annotation, cellular component: nucleus. The record is from RefSeq and is a predicted model, not a curated record.
UGGGGGUUGGACAUUGGGUGGGUGGGGAGAAGACAAUGAGCCUGGAAGUCACUUAUGAAACUUGUUUUCCCUACUUCCAUUAGGGAAGACAUUUUUCGCAUUUAUAAGGAACUUGUUUUCUCAAAGAGAAUGUUUUCCAAAAUAUUUGACCAACCAAACAUGAGAAAAUUGAAAAAUAUCUUCUGGAAAAUGUUUUCCUCCAUACCAGACACACCUUAAGUCUCCCUCAUUAGUCCAUCUCAAGUUUGCCUUCUGUCUCCGAUAGACAUCUUGGAGUUUCAAUCUUCUGGUCAAAAUUGCCGCCUUCUCAUGGAGUUUCAUUCUAUAUUUCUUAGUAUUCAUUAGGAUAUAAUGUUCUCCCAGUGUCUCCACUUCCUUUUCCAGCAGCUUUGUAUCAGCAAAAAUAUCCCUAGAACCUCUUUAGACCAAAAUGAGAGUCUUUUAUUUCGUUAUUCAACCUUAAGCGCAAAUCAUUCUAGAGAAUAGUUAAUGCUGAUUAUGGUUCUGUUUCUCUCCUCUCUCUCUUUCUCUCUCUUUCUCUCUCCCACCUCUCUCAACAGUAAGCUAACAACUCCCCACCCCACCCCACCCCCCUUUCUUCCUGGCAGUGAACCAACCCUCGGCAGGUAUACUUUUCCGGCCAGGCCCCCUUAUUUUUCUCUCCUUCUCUCCUCUCUUCUCUUUUCCUUUCUUUUCUUUGUUUUUUUUGCCUCUGGUCUUCUCGUUGUUGCACUUGGAAACCUCCGCCAGUGGGUUUCCAGUGGUGAACAGUACUCCGACGGCGAACAGGUUUUUUUUUUGUUUUGAAAUUGUUUACACCUGGAGUUGGUACCUCUGGUGGCUCAUAUUAAUUCAUGUGUCUUUUAAUCUUGUUAAAUCUUGCCUGCUACACAUUCUUGACUCUUGACUUUAAAUUCUUGCAUUUGUUCCUUUAGCUUAUAGUGCUAUUUUCUUGUCAUAGUAACUUGACCUGCAGUCUCUUGAUAACUGUGCUUUAGUAUUGAUUCUUGUUUGUUCUAGAUAAAUCUUUGAUUUGCUUUUAUUUCCCUUGGUGGCUAUAGUGAGUGAUGGUAGACUAGGGUCAUGUUCUCGGUCGGGGGGGUAAGUGGGGUCAGGGAGCGUCUAGGUUGAGAGUAGGGUUCUGGAACAUUGAGACUUUGACGGGGAAGUCCAUAGAGCUAGUUAAGAUUCUUAAGGAGAGGAAGAUGAAUAUAGGUUGCGUCCAAGAGACCAAAUGGGUAGGAUCUAAAGCUAAGGAUGUGGACGGGUAUAAGUUAUGGUUCUCGGGUAAGUCAAUGUAUAGGAAUGGAGUAGGCAUUUUAGUAGAUAGUGAGCUAAGGGACCAGGCCGUAGAGGUUAGGAGGGUCAAUGACCGGAUGAUGGCGGUUAAGUUAGUUGUGGGAGGGUUUACCUUGAACAUUAUUAGUGCUUACGCGCCACAAGCGGGCUUUGAUGAGGAGGAGAAGAGACGCUUUUGGGAGGAUUUGGAUGGAGUGGUGGGAGGUAUACCGCCCACCGAGAAGUUAUUCAUCGGAGGAGAUUUCAAUGGACACAUCGGCUCUACCUCGGGGGGUUAUGAUGAUGAGCAUGGAGGUUUCGGCUUCGGAGUCAGGAAUGGAGGAGUCUCACUUCUGGAUUUCGCUAAAGACUUUGGAUUGGUAGUAGCUAACUCGCGUUUCCCGAAGAGGGAGCAGCACUUGAUAACCUUUCGUAGUUCGACGGCUGCGACGCAGAUAGACUUUUUGCUCCUUAGAAAAGAGGAUAAAGGUCUUUGUAAAGACUGCAAGGUCAUUCUGAGUGAGAACCUUACGACCCGACAUAAGCUUUUGGUGAUGGAUUUGGGGAUUACGAGGAAGAAGAGGAAGAGGGUCACGGAUGACCUACCAAGGAUCAGGUGGGGGAGUCUGACUUUGUCGAGUGCCCAGGAGAUGGAGGAGAAGUUGAUGGCUAUGGGGGCUUGGGAAAGUAGGGGGGACGUGAGCAGUAUGUGGGAUAGGACGGCGAGUUGCAUUAGGGAAACAACUAGAGAUGUCCUGGGAGUCUCAAGAGGUCGCCGUGGUAGGCGACGAGGGGACUGGAGAAGUCCAGGGAAAGGUGGAAGCAAAGAAAGUAGCGUACGCGAGGUUGGUAGACAACAAAAAUGAGGAGAAGUGAACGAAUAGGGAAAGGUAUAAGAUUGCGAGAAAGGAAGCGAAGUUGGCAGUUUCGGCGGCAAAACGGCAGCUUUCGAACGUCUAUAUGCAGAACUACAGGACAAAGGCGGGGAUAAGAAGUUGUUCAGGCUAGCCAAGGCGAGGGAGAGAAAGGCAAGGGACCUGGAUCGAGUAAAGUGUGUCAAGAACGAGGAUGACAAAGUAUUGGUAGAGGAAGCUCUCAUUAGAGGGAGAUGACAGUCAUACUUCCAUAAACUCUUGAACGAGGAAGGUGAUAGAGACAUUGUGUUGGGAGAUUUGGAGUACCCUGAGAGGCGUCGCGACUUUGUAGGAGUAUAAAGGUGGAGGAGGUUAAGGGUGUUGUUCGCAGGAUGCGCAAGGGAAGAGCUACCGGUCCUGACAAGAUCCCUGGGGAGUUUUGGAAGAGUGCGGGCAGGGCAGGUUUGGAGUGGUUGACUGGAUUGUUUAAUGUUAUUUUUAAGACGGUGAAGAUGCUUGAGGAAUGGAGGUGGAGUAUGAUGGUCCCUUUGUAUAAGAACAAAGGUGAUAUUCAAAGUUGCAACUACUAUAGAGGGAUCAAGCUGCUAAGCCACACUAUGAAGUGUGGGAAAGGGUGGUGGAGAUGAGGGUGAGAAGAGGCGUGUCCAUUUCAGAGAACCAGUUCGGAUUCAUGUCGGGGCGCUCGACUACAGAAGCCAUCCAUCUUGUGAGGAGACUAGUGGAGCAGUAUAGGGAGAGGAAGAAGGACCUGCACAUGAUUUUCAUCGACCUAGAAAAGGCUUACGACAAUGUGCCAAGAGAGGUUUUAUGGAGAUGCUUGGAGGCCAGAGGUGUACCUGUAGCGUACACUAGGGUGAUCAAGGACAUGUAUGAGGGAGCCAAGACCAGGGUAAGGACAGUGGGAGGAGACUCGGAGCACUUCCCAGUGGAGAUGGGGUUGCACUAAGGAUCAGCUCUUAGUCCAUUUUUACUUGCUCUAGUGAUGGAUUGUCUGACGUGGCGAAUUCAAGGUGAGGUGCCAUGGUGUAUGUUAUUUGCGGAUGACAUAGUCUUGAUCGACGAGACACGCAGCGGAGCGAACGCUAAGCUGGAGGUUUGGAGACAAACUCUGGAGUCUAAAGGGUUCAAGUUGAGUAGGAUCAAGACAGAGUACAUGGAGUGCAAGUUCAGUGACGUGACACAUGAGUCUGGCGUGGAAGUGAGGCUUGGUACCCAGGUCAUCCCAAAGAAAAGAAGUUUCAAAUAUCUCGGGUCUAUUAUACAAGAAAAUGGGAAUAUUGACGAUGAUGUCUCACAUCGUAUUGGCGCAGGGUGGAUGAAAUGGAGGCUUGCUUCAGGAGUGCUGUGUCAUAAGAAGGUGCCACCAAAACUUACAGGCAGGUUCUACAAAGUGGUUGUGAGACCGACCUUGUUGUACGGGGCAGAGUGUUGGGCAGACAAGAGCUCUCACGUCCAAAAGAUGAAAGUUGCGGAAAUGAGAAUGUUGCGAUGGAUGUGUGGGCACACCAGGCGAGAUAGGAUUAGGAAUGAAGAUAUCCGGGAUAAGGUUGGAGUAGCAUCAGUGGAGGACAAGAUGAGGGAAGCGAGGCUGAGAUGGUUUGGACAUGUGAGGAGGAGAGGCACAUAUGCCCCAGUGCGGAGGUGUGAGAGGUUAGCUAUGGAUGGUUUCAGAAGAGGUCGGGGUAGGUCGAAAAAGUAUUGGGGGGAGGUGCUGAGACAGGACAUGGCGCAGGUUCAGCUUACCGAGGACAUGACCUUAGAUAAGAGGUUUUGGAGGACUCAGAUUAGGGUAGAAGGCUAGUAGGUAGUUGUUUCGAUCUAUAGUCUAUUGUCCUUUGUUUCUUGCUACUAUAUGUGGUUUGUUAUACUUCGAUUAUCUUAUUUAUCUGUGGUAGCUACUGCUCCCUUUUUUCAGCUGCUCUAUUUUGACUUAUUCGCUUUCUUUAGUUUCAUUUGCAUUUUGCUUUGAACUGUUUGUGCUUAUCUAACCUUUCUUGUUGUGAUUUCUCUUGAGCCGAGGGUCUUUCGGAAACAACCUCCUUGUCUUCCGAGAUAGGGGUAUGGUCUGCGUACAGUUUACCCUCCCCAGAACAUACCCUUCACUGGGUAUGUUGUUGUUGUUGUAACCUUAAGUGGAAUUUCGAGAGAUGACUCCCUUCCACAUUUAUAUCUGAAGCUUUUUUUUAACCAGAUCCUCACUGUGUAUUCCAUCUUCAUUAUCACUAGAAGUGUUUCCACUUAUGCUCUCUUACUCUGCAUCCCCAUCUGAAGUAAAUUAUAUGUCAGGAUCAGGGGAUCUGUGUUGUUGUGUGGGAUAUCAACUUGGAAAGGUUCAUGUUAUUCAGACAGAUGAAGUUUCUUAUGUUUUAGUUCAUAAUGAAAUAUUCCCAGUUUUCUAAAAUAGUUCUUUAUUUUAGCCUUAAAGAAAAAAGAUAUUCUGUUAUAUUGUAGAACAUAUUCAACUAUUUGCAACUAAUUCUUGGCAUUAUUCAGUUGAGUGUUCUGUAUAUCAACUUAAUCAGGAGAUUCAUGAACAAAAGAUGGUGACUGUAUAGGGUGUUAUAGUUAGUUUCUUGGUUGCCAUCUGUAGUCUUUUGGAUUGUCUAAGGUUGAGAUUGGUUUAUCUAUGGUUGGGCGAGUUCCUUCCAGGUUAUUAUGUGGUUCUGCGGUGGAGAUAGUUUGGAUUGCUUGGAAUUGGAUAAGAGGUGUGAUUUUUUGCUUUGUCAAGGAUUUAUUUAAGGAGGCUGACUUAUCUGAUGGUAAUUGAGACACUUAUUUUUUUUUAAUUGCUAACAUCAUGGUUUGGGUGGUCCUUUAGAACCUGAUCGCUUACUAGCGUGAGUUUGGAAUUGUUGUCCUGUUGUGGUGCGUCCUGUUUCUUGCCUUGUUCCUGAUUCUCUCUAUUAGUCAUUGGUUACUCAACCCGAUUGUAUUUCUGUGUGAUCUAUUUUUCUGUUUCUCCUCCCAACCAUCUAUAAUGGUACUAUUCGUCGUCAUUAGUUUGGUUGUGAGUUUCAGGUUCCAUAGCUUGCUCCUUUUCUUUUUCUUUGUUUUGUCUCACUGUUGCUUCCAUGCCAUUUUUUAGUGUAACAGGUUUGUUCUGAAUGCCCCUAUAAAAGCCAGAAUCCAUCCUCACUGCUAUUUCAAUCUGUUGUAGCCCAUAUAAAAAUUGAUCCUCACGUGGCUUAGAUAAAUCAAUUUAAAUUCUAAUGUUCUGAAUGUUCCUGUAAAAGCCAGAAUCCAUCCUCACUGCUAUUUCAAUCUGUUGUAGGCCGUAUAAAAAUUGAUCCCCACGAGGCUUAGAUAAAUCAAUUUCAAUUCUAAGUUUAGCUACAUUCAUUGUGAUUUGCAACAGGUUUCUUAUUACGGGCUAAUCUUGUCCAAUGGAACUUACCAUUUUUAACAGAAUGUUCCGUUGAAGGAGAUGUAAUGGUAGUGGGUGUAGCAAAAUCCAAUCAGGGGUAAGAGGGGUUUCCAUUUCUAAGACGAAAUCCAGUGACUAUGGUCAUUGGGUAGCCAGCAGUGCUACACAUCUUUUGAAGCAUAUAGUAUUGUAAUCUUCUGGGGUAGUGAAAUCCAAAUUGACACGCUUUGGUUCAAAAUAUACAAUUUUAACACGACCUUUGGGGAACUAAUUAUUUAUUGUAAGGCAACUAGAUAAUAGAAUCACAACUGGGCUCUUCAACAAAACAGAACAACAGUAACUGUCUUUAUUUUUUGCACGAAAACCUCUCAACACUUAAAUAAUCAUUUAAGCAGCAAUCAAAUUCACCGAAGACCUUCAACUGCCUCGAGUUACACGAAAUCCAUAGGAAAUUGUUAUCAUGUCAUGAGAAGGUUGAACUCCACGACAUUGUACUAAAAUUUUAAGUUGCAAUAAUUGAAUUACAUGACGGUUUGCUAGAGUUGCACUUGUAGAAGUUAA